CAGUCAGUGUCUGUAGCUGUUUUGUAGCCUUGCCAAAUUUGAAAGUAUAAAAGCAUAAGCUGAAACUGCUACUGGUAGUGUAUCUGCUUUGCAGUAGAUCUUGACAUCUACCGGCUAUUCGGCACUACCAUUGUGAAAGUUCUAUUGUAGUUGGUAUAUAUAGUCUUCACACUGCCAGUGAACAUCUACAAAGAGCUCUCUAAGAACCAAGCGCCUAUUAUAGCAGUAUAAAGACCCUGGUGCAGUGGUACACGUGGACAUAGUGAGUGAGAGAAUACCUACACUACUGCCACUGACAGUGCAUCUGGACAAUACAGUACAUGAAACAAAUUCCUUGGCAGAACCCGCCUGACCCUGCCCUGUAAGUCAGUCGCGUCGUUUCAGUCCAAGCCUGCCAGCAGAGGUCAUACUGUUCAACAAGUCAACACACUGUUCAUCUCCAACCCGGCCAGCAAGUCCAUCAGUCGGGUUUUGUUCGUAGUGUCUUCACGAGCCAAAUUGUACAGAGACCGUGUUAAGAGACCAGCUGUUUAAAUCAGCAAAAGGCCCUGCUGUAAUAUAUUUGUGCACAAGCGACCAGUUAAAAGCAAGUUGAUUUUGGACGAGUGUAUCAUCUGCAGAGCUGUGUUUGAGCACUUGUUGUUUAAAGGAGGUCUAAUCGUUGCAUCGUGAGCCAUACUUCACUCAGUUUGUCGAAUAAAUCUUCUGCAAGUUACUUGAAGUUUCCAUUCUCUUCAACUGCAAAUUCUACCUUUGACUAAUAUCUAACAAUGUCAGUGUCAGCUCUGGUCAGUCGGUUCAGCAACCCAGGCUCACUAACAGACAGUCCUACUCCCACUAAUUCCACUAGAAAGAGGCAGUACAGCACCGGGAGUGCAGGCAGCAGUCGCUCAGAGAGCCCAGCCUCCAUCGAUUCCCACAGCCCUCACCCAGACAGUAGAAUCACCGAGGACUCACGGGAACGCCUCAGUAGCAUCACAGAGGACAAGAUUCGUAUGUUUGAUUCUCGCUCAAAGUCUUCCGAGGACACAGACGGGGGCGCCCCUGGUAUUAAGAGGGGUGCAGCGAGGCAGAUGAGCUACGGAGGGCGAGAGAGGAGGGAGGGGGAGAACGAUGGAACUAGGGUAGCACGACGGCAGCUUAGUGCCCCGAGCCUCGGGGGGAAAGGUCGACCGGGGAUGUUUCGUUUGCCGGGGAUGGCCAGUGCUUCCCAAGUCUCAGAUGAUGCACAAGAAGCUGAUGUCGAUGAUGCAAUAGAAUCUCUGCAGUCUGAUGAUCCUACUCUGACAGAACUGAAUCUCAACAAUCACACCCGUCUUGACCCAGCUCUAAUUUCUCAGUUGGUGGAAGCUCUUCACGGAAACACUCACCUCAAAACACUAUCUCUGGCCAACAUACGGUUCUCAGAGGACCAUGCAAAGCAAUUGGCAGAUGUCCUGAGAGUCAACACUAGUCUGACGGUACUCAACCUGGAGUCAAAUCGCAUCACCCGCAAAGGAAUCGCUGCCAUCAUGAAAGCUCUUGCUGAAAACAAAGAGACUGUUCUCACUGAACUGAGACUGGCAAAUCAGUAUUUCUCUGGAGGGGCAGGUGCAGAGUCAGACAUUGCCAAACACCUGGAGAAGGUCACGUCCAUUAUUAGACUGGGCUACAACUUCACCUCUCCCUCCAUCAGGACGAGAAUCGAUCGCUACGUCAUGAGGAACACAGACCUCAUUCGUCAAAAGCGAGCAAGUCUUGUCGUCUAGUCUGAUGUAUACUGUGCCGUUCCCAGUAAAAAAUCAUCCUCUAUAAUUAUACUCACAAUGUUAUGUACUUCAGAGACGGUCAUUGCACCACUGUAGAUCUUUUUAUCUAUGUGUAUAACUUGUUCAUUAUUAUGCACAC
This is a messenger RNA of Geodia barretti, 1887 nucleotides long. The record is from the annotation of a GenBank genome assembly. NCBI's taxonomy places the organism in Eukaryota, Metazoa, Porifera, Demospongiae, Tetractinellida, Geodiidae.